Gallus gallus (chicken) is the source of this 6311-nucleotide messenger RNA. RefSeq names its product family with sequence similarity 189 member A1 (gene ENTREP2). Gene Ontology annotation, cellular component: membrane. Lineage: Eukaryota; Metazoa; Chordata; Aves; Galliformes; Phasianidae. Bases 3785 to 5770 code for a protein of 661 amino acids. The record is from RefSeq and is a predicted model, not a curated record. The transcript has 13 exons.
GGGGGAGGGGAUGGAGGGGCAGGGAGAGGAGGGUUUUUAUUCUCAUAGCAGUCAUCCUUGUUACCUGUUGCUUGGACUGCACAUUAAAGGUCAAGAAUAUAUUCAGAUGAGGAAAUAUUGUGCAGUGCAUACAUACAAAUUUACCAUCGUGGACAAACUGUUUACAAUUACACUUAUUAUGAUUUUGUUGUUGUUCACUGCACUUUAAUUAAGCUUUGGGUUGCUACCUCAGUAGAACCUGUCUGCUUCAAAGGAUCAGCAAGCCAUCUGGAGUUAAUGUAAGCUAUUGUAGAGGUGUUGGAUUGCACGUAUAGACAGACAUUCAUUUUUUUCAAGUCCAUUGUUUUUAAAAUAAUUAGUUAUUUUAUCUUUUAUUUUGAAAAUCAUUAGGCAUAUGGCGACUGGUUAUGCAGAAGCAAUAGUGGUGGUGUUAUUCAGUGGUAACAGUGCUCUGUGAUUCAUUCAUAAGUCAUUCUAGAGGACUGAGAUUGCUCAGGGUCUGUGGGGAUCCUCAUUUAAAUUUUAAAGGAUUGUCCAAAACUGCAAUUGUCACAAAAGCUUCUUAUGCACUCUCUUACGUUAUCUCAAUGGAUCUUAUUUUGAUUUCAAGCUUUUCAACUGUGAAAUGGCAUGAAUUGAAGUAGGUCUUCAGUCCUCUGUUUAUUUCAGAUUUGUCUGGAGAUCUAACAAAUUUGAAAGCAUGAAGGACUGGUUGCAAACUGCUUUGUUUCCUUUUGGUUUAAAUAUUUUUAUUCCGAUGGCUGUCAUUAAACUCAUUAAACUCAUUAAAUAUAUUAUGGGGCAUUUAAAAUAAUGCAACAGUGUGUUCAGUGAAUGUUUAAUAAAAAGCAGGAUUUUAAGAAUUAAGAAUUUUAAGAAUUAAGAUGUGUUAUGAGUCACUGACAUAUAAUCUCUGUACUUACCUUACCCCUGUCCACAGUUUUCCAAUACAGUUUGCAUUUUGUAAUGAAGUUGAACGCAACAGAUAUGAAUUGCUUACAAGAAUAAUAAAUGCAAAGCAUAUAAGCAUUAUGUUCAUAAUUGGAAAAUAUACUUUUGAAUAAUAUAUGUGUCUGCUUCCAGACCUUGAUCUUCUCUUUAUUUAGAAGGAAAAAAUAUUUUUUGAUAAGUCCUUUUUCUACAUAUUAGCUAGUGAGUGUACUGCAAUUUUAUAAUCGUUGUUUACUUCUGUAAAUAAACUGUAGAUGUGAAACAAGCAGGUUUGUGAUGGGUAUAAAGUAUAUUUCACAGGAGAAGAAAAAUGAAACAAUGAAGCCCACCCUGGAGCUUAAAAUGAGAUCAAAAUUGCAUGCUCUGAAUGCAUUCAGGUAGCUGUGUCAAUAUGUAGGUAAUCUUACUGUCCUGUUCAUGUGGGCCACCAAGGGAUUUUCUCUGCUCCUGUUUCCAUGGUAAUUAGAAUUAGAUUAGUUUUAGGUUCACAGUGGGUAAAUGAGAUGAAGCUGUGGUGCAGUAUUUGUUAGACUGGAACAUAUUGGGUGUUUUUAGAAAUUAGCUCGAAGCAACUCUGGAAUUGUUGCUUUUUGGUUACUAUUGUUUUAGUUGUAUUUAUCAUGCACCGUAAAGUUUGCUUCUGAUUAGGCUGUCUGGUGGUAUCUGUGUUCUUUGUUUUCAUUGUACUGUAGUCUUUAAAGGAGAGUGGUGCCUGGAUUCUAGUGAUAAAAUACAUGUUGAGGAGGGAGUUUGCAUAAGUGCACAACUAUCUAUAUUGACUGUUCUAACGAAUCUUUAGCCUGUGACUGAUUUUUUCAGCAUUAUGCACAUGUGGCAGUGUGGUGUGGUUUUCAUCAGUAUCUAUCAUUUAUGGUGACUUUUUUGAAGGGCCAUUCCAAAAUCAUGCUGCUGUUCUGUAUUUGUUCUGCAGUUUUCAGGAAUGUACACAUGUAUGUAUAUGCAUAUAGAAAUAUAUAUAUAAGUGAUUAUUUUCUUCUAAUACUUGUUAAUACAUUUCCACCACCCUCAUCCCAAGAAUUUCUUUACCUUUCCUGCUUUCUAUGCAAUUGAAGUUAAGAAUAAUAUUUCUGGUAGAUGAUUUGAGGAAUAAGUAUCCUUUUAGCUAAGUCCUGUGCUGUUACAGUUCUCUCACUUGUAACUUGUAUUUCACUUACCAUCGUUGGACGCGAAUGGAUUGCAGAUGCUGAAGUGAGUGCUCCUGGUAGUAAUGUGUUGCUUCUGAAGCCCCUGAGAACGUGAUCUUUGUGACUUUACCCCCACCGUAUUUAACACUUGCAUUUUGUGUAAUAAUUAUCUGCCUAUUUUUGGGGCUGUGAGGGAUUUCACAAAAACACCAUCCUUAAAGAGAAUCUAGCCAUUGGUUUUAGUCCUUCUCUAGAACACCUAGGAGUAGCGGUAGAACUAGGCCAAAAUACAGUUGGGGAUAUCAAGACAACUUAAUUGUUCAAGUAAAAUUGAACUUCAGUUUUCCUGGAAUGUUUCAAUUGGCAAAAUUAAGCUGCAGCAAUCUGUACUCUUCUCGAGGAACGAAGGUGGAAGGUGUCAGUGGUUUCAAACACUUCCAAAUAGAAACAAUUGCUGUAGUGCUUUGCAGGCAUAAAGCGCUGGACAAUGCUGAUAGAAAUGUGAGAAGCUCAUAGUGACCUCCUUAGGGAUAGUGAAAUGGGCAGCUUACUGCUUCACCCUUUCCAUUCGGCUGCCUUGUGCAUCUCACUGUUUGGAUUGUUAGUGAAUUCUGGUGGUGGGAAUUCCAUAACUUAUCCCUUCUGCAAAGAUUGAAAUGUGUCAAUCAUUAGAAAAUUAUUUUUAGCAUCUACCUUAAAUUUCUUUUAGUAUGAACGAAAACCAUUUAUUUCUCGUUCUACACUUAAUAUACUUGAAAAGUAGUUGACUGUUCUCUUUUGAACUAUCUUGUAUAUUUUUGAAAUUUAUUAUAUUCCAUCUCAGUCUUUGAAAUCAACUUGCUUUAACACCUGAUCUGGCUAUUCUUUAAAAAGAUCUAUGCAAAAUGGAAGGAGUUCGUUCCAAAAUGUUAGGAAUGUCUGGAGAGUGAAAAAAAAAAAAUGAUAUUUUAAAGUACAGGUCUUUAUUUUGCAUAAGACACCCAUGUCAAAACUAUGUUUUAGCCCUUAAGACCUCUAAUUUUCCGGAGAAAAUAAAUAGAAAAUAGGAAAAUUCUACUAAGUGUUAAAAAACAUUUUAGGAGAUAAUUUUUAGGAGAUACAGAGACUUGCAACAACUUAGAAAGUUUGUUCAUUGUGCUCCAUUUCCAGCACAGCACAUUAAAUACAUUAACAGUAUGUUAACAUACCCUUGGAUUUGCUGUGAAAUUUUGGUACUGAUGGUUGAUGUCCUUAAUGUCUUACAAGAAAAAGAGAAAAUGAAAUCUGAGUUUCUGAAGGUUUUGAGUCCCAAAGCUGUGAAGAGGAAGGACUUACAGUUCCUUAACUGCAUCUGAAUUCAUGUCAUUAAGAUCAGUUAAAGGUGACUGACAGCUGUAUACAUUUUUCCUCAUUUAUAAAAGUAUUCCCUUAUUUGACACCUCUUACGUUACUAUUCUGCACCAGCUUGACAAAUCUGCUGCUAUGAAAUUUUAAAGUUAAGCCUUCCUUCAAGUGUGACAAGUAAUAUUUUUGCAACCUAGUUUUUUAAUCUAGAUUGAGAUGAAAAUUGAAGACUUUUGUGGUAAUUGUGCCUGUUUAAUAUUCUUCUAAAUACCGGGUUCUUCACAGCAGCACAUCGAGGGAUAAGAGACAAAUGGGCAUCAAUUGAAACAGAAGAGUAUUGCAUAUGGAGAGAAAGAAGUUCCCCCAUGUGGAUAGUGAUUUUAUUGGUGCUGCUGUCAGGAUUGAUUGGUGUUGUUUCAUGGAAGAGGCCCCUUUCGCUUGUGAUAACCUUUUUCAUGCUCCUCUCUGCAGUGUGUGUAAUGCUGAAUUUAGCUGGUUCCAUUCUUUCCUGUCAGAAUGCUCAGCUAGUAAAGUCCCUGGAAGGAUGUCAGUUGAUUAAAUUUGACAGUGAUGGUGUCUGUGUUUGCUGUGAAAUGCAGCAUCAAACGUCAGGUUGCAGUAACCUUGGAGAAAUGCUGAAACUGAACCCUCUGCAGGAAUGUAAUGUUGUGAGGUUGACCCUGAAGGACCUGUUGUUCAGUGUGUGCGCUCUGAAUAUCAUCUCCACCAUUGUCUGUGCUUUGGCAACAGCAAUGUGUUGCAUGCAGAUGGUUUCCUCUGAUCUUCUGCAAAUGUUUCUGCCACAGCGGCCACAUUCUGCCAAUGCAGACUGCAUGACUCCACAUGGGACUGUUCUGCAUCAAACUUUGGAUUUUGAUGAGUUCAUCCCACCAAUACCACCUCCACCCUACUACCCACCGGAAUAUACCUGCACACCUGUGGUAGAGGCACAGAGCAGAAGUCUCCAUUUGGAAUUUCCUCAUUCCCCAUUCAGUGCUUUAUAUGAAGUCACCAUUAACAGCCCAGGAAUGCUGUAUCCAACUGAGCUGCCACCUCCUUACGAGGCAGUGAUUGGAGAAACACCUGCCAGUCAGGUCACUGGUACUGAUCAGCAAGUAUCUGAAUCAAGCUUGGGUGAGAGGAAUGCGACCCUGGGCUUCAGCACACAAGUUUCUGUUGAGAGUGCCUCAUUGAUGACGUCUGAAACUGCUGAAAUCCCAGACCACAGCUGCUCCUCUGAAGAUCUUUGUUCGCUGGAAGUUCAAGGAUCUCUCCGUUCUUCGGAUUUUUCUCCCUCCUAUACAAACUGCAAAGGGGCUACAGGCCAGAGCUGCAGCAGUUUGGACUACAGCACCCGCUGCAGGUUCCACAGAACUCGCUCAGAAGCUUUUCCCGAUGAGGAUGUCAGUUUGCGCAGCAGAGUCUCUACGGACAAGUCUCAAGGACAGGAGAACGAAAGCUGUGCCCAUGGCAGAUCCUCAGACUGUUCCUCAGAGAAUUUCAACCCCUCAGAAAGAGAACUGGAGAGUACUGCUCAAGAAAGCAGUGUCUCAUCACAUUUGGAACAAAUGAAAAUCUGCUGUGGGGUCUUUAGCCAGCCUUCCGUCCCUUCCCACACCGCUCCCUGUUUUGGGCCUGCAAAUACUUCAUCAUACGUGAGCAGUUCUGAGAGUACUGUCCAGCAGCAUCAUGUUACAGAGCGCCGAAUUUCAAAUAUUGUCCGAUCAACUAGUGAUCCUGUAUCGUGUUCGUCUUACAUAGAAGGUGAUCAUUGUGCCUGGAGUCCUAUAUGUAGACAGCAUCAAGAUGCAGGAUCUUCAGCGACAUUAGAAACAGUUCCUGUUUCUGGUUCUCAUAUGGCUGCCUCUGCUUGUCAGCAUUCUUUGAGCAGUUUCCUACCAACUGGAAAACAGAGGGAUACAAGGAAAAUUGAUCUACACUUAAAGCCAAAGGCUUUGCAGACAGUCUCAAAAGAACGACCACACUCUUUAGUGGACCUUAAGGCCUAUAAAGAUACAAAAAUUUUAGUGGCAAAAUUUUUGGAACAUUCAAACUGUAAUCUCCCUCCAGAAGUACGUCAUGUAGUGAACAGUAUACGGUCAGUAAUAAAAUCUGAUGAAAGACACAUGGAAGAAGCCAUCUUCAGUGCCAAUAUUAUAGACCAGGUAAUUACAAGUUCCCAGCUGAGUGUGAAUACCUCUAGAAAGCGACUUCAGGAAGACCUUCAUCUUCAGAGUUGUGGUGCUCUGAGCUCUCCAGUUGCCUUCUUACGCAGGUCCCAUAUCACUCGCAGCUUAGAGCGGGACAGGCCUCACAGUUUAAUUGGAGUUUGCCAGGAGACCAUCCUUUGAUAAUAUGCACAGGAAAAGAAGUUACCUCCGAUUUAUGGCAAAGGAGGUAGUGGAAGAUCUGGCCAGGGUUGUGCAUGAUCCUACUCUAAAUUCAGUAGAUUUUGGUAAACCAGAGGAUCUUGUUCAUCCAUUGAUGAUUUCUCUAAAAGUACUGCAGAGAGAUGUCUUAUUCCCAAGGUAAGUUGGAAAUGUUCCGUCAAAGUGAAUUAAAAUACAUAUAAAUUUUUAUCUCUGCUCUUUGAACACUGAUUUAUUUUUACUACAAAUGCUGUUGUCAGAAGUUAAGAGACUUAGCUGACAUGCUUAAUUGACUGGUUUAAUUCAAACAGCAGGCUGAGGUUCAGAAUCAUGCCAUGAACUCUUGAAAUGAGUGUAAAAACAUACUGAAUGUACAUCUGAUUGUUCAAAGAUGUUUUGUUAAUUGUUAUCAGUGCUCAACUCCAAUUGACUGAUGGUUUUAAUACUGUUAAGACAUUUUUCAAUCGAUAUUUUUUCAAAAGUUUUAAGUCUUUGAUAAAAAUUAAAGAUUAUUUAAUGAAUA